Drepanopeziza brunnea f. sp. 'multigermtubi' MB_m1 is the source of this 558-nucleotide messenger RNA. Lineage: Eukaryota; Fungi; Ascomycota; Leotiomycetes; Helotiales; Drepanopezizaceae. The record is from RefSeq and is a predicted model, not a curated record.
AUGCGAAAUAGACCAAAUACCUUAGAAACCCUCAACCUCUCUUUGCAAUCAAACGUCAAAGUCUAUAAGGAAGUAAAAGGUAAACCAAGCAAAAGCGAAUGGACCGGACCGCAUAAGCUAAUUGCACGUGAAAACGAGACCUGCAAAGUACUCGUAAACGACCGAAUUAGCGAAUUCCGUUUAGUAGUUGUCAAACCGUAUUAUAAAACACUUUUAGAUACGCCAAACCUCGAAGAAUCUUUGCCACCGAACCGGUUAACUAAAGCUGAACUACUACCGGUCCAGCUUACAAGACAACCUACCACUCCAGCUACUAAGAUUGGAUCACGCCCGCGCAAACCGAAAGGCAGUUUAGCAGUUCGCCACAGCCUCCGUCACUUUUUUGCAAGUAUAAAGGAGUUCAAAGAUUUUGACGAGCAAUUUCUCAAUCACGAAAGUGAUGUCAUCAUAGUAUUCUUUACUCAUAAAAAAAAGGCUGAUGUUGCGCUCUUUACGAAGCUUAAAAACGAAAGAGUUAUUAUUACGCCCGGCGAGCAAUUCGUGGAAUCACGCCUCUAA